Molecule: messenger RNA, 1255 nt
Organism: Arvicola amphibius (Eurasian water vole)
Lineage: Eukaryota; Metazoa; Chordata; Mammalia; Rodentia; Cricetidae
Gene: Osgep
Product: O-sialoglycoprotein endopeptidase
Exons: 11
Coding region: 85-1092 (335 amino acids)
Biological process (GO): tRNA threonylcarbamoyladenosine modification
Cellular component (GO): cytoplasm; EKC/KEOPS complex
Source: RefSeq, a predicted model, not a curated record
CGCAGGCCCGUCGCUCGGUUCGGGGCUGUUCGCGGUGGUGCCGGUUCCGACUAGUCCCGCACCCGGGAUCCCGCGUCGGGCACCAUGCCCGCCGUGCUGGGGUUCGAAGGCAGCGCCAACAAGAUCGGUGUGGGCGUGGUGCGCGACGGCACGGUGCUGGCGAACCCGCGGCGCACCUACGUCACGGCCCCGGGCACGGGAUUCCUUCCAGGUGACACAGCCAGGCACCAUCGUGCAGUUAUCCUAGACCUGCUGCAGGAGGCACUGACAGAGGCUGGGCUAACCUCCCAGGACAUUGACUGCAUCGCUUACACCAAAGGUCCUGGUAUGGGGGCCCCAUUGGCUUCUGUAGCUGUCGUUGCCCGUACUGUGGCCCAGCUGUGGAAUAAGCCUUUGCUGGGUGUGAACCACUGCAUAGGCCACAUUGAAAUGGGCCGCCUCAUCACUGGAGCCAUGAACCCAACUGUUUUGUAUGUCAGCGGAGGAAAUACUCAGGUGAUUUCCUACUCAGAACAUCGUUACCGCAUCUUUGGGGAAACUAUUGAUAUUGCUGUGGGAAACUGCCUGGAUCGUUUUGCUCGCGUGCUGAAGAUUUCCAAUGACCCAAGUCCAGGCUACAACAUCGAGCAGAUGGCAAAGCGAGGCAAGAAGCUAGUUGAGCUGCCAUACACUGUGAAGGGGAUGGAUGUCUCAUUCUCGGGGAUUCUGUCUUUCAUUGAGGAUGUAGCGCAGAGAAUGCUGGCCACGGGGGAGUGCACUCCUGAAGACCUGUGUUUCUCCUUACAGGAAACGGUGUUCGCAAUGCUAGUGGAGAUCACAGAGCGAGCCAUGGCACACUGUGGCUCCAAGGAGGCCCUCAUCGUAGGAGGAGUUGGAUGUAACACGAGGCUGCAGGAGAUGAUGGCAGCCAUGUGCCAGGAGCGAGGGGCCCGGCUCUUUGCAACAGAUGAGAGAUUCUGCAUUGACAAUGGAGCCAUGAUAGCCCAAGCAGGUUGGGAGAUGUUUCAGGCUGGACAUAGGACCCCUCUCACAGAGUCUGGAAUCACACAGAGGUAUAGGACAGAUGAAGUAGAAGUGACGUGGAGGGACUGACGGCAUUAGCUUGCCAAGCAGUGCUGCUGUGGGAGUAAUCUUGGUGACGCUACUGACUCCUCUCCUCUCUGGCAAGUGUAUGGAUCCCACACGAGACUUAGGGUCCCUGUGGAAUCCCAAGAUGACUCCACAAUAAAAAAAAAUCCUUUUUGUAUGUUGAUAA